This is a messenger RNA of Aspergillus costaricaensis CBS 115574, 1083 nucleotides long. RefSeq names its product hmg-CoA reductase. The record is from RefSeq and is a predicted model, not a curated record. The coding region runs from base 1 to 1083 and encodes 360 amino acids. Gene Ontology annotation, biological process: coenzyme A metabolic process. Gene Ontology annotation, molecular function: hydroxymethylglutaryl-CoA reductase (NADPH) activity. The transcript is spliced from 3 exons. Lineage: Eukaryota; Fungi; Ascomycota; Eurotiomycetes; Eurotiales; Aspergillaceae.
AUGUCUUUGCCCGUUGGAAACACAAAUGGCAAGUUUCAGCAGGUCACGAAGAACCUGAAGGAAAUCACUGCCCAUCCCAUUGAUCCCACACAGGUUCGGAUUGAGAAUCUUAUCGGUUGUGUGAAGGUGCCCGUGGGUUUGGCUGGACCUCUUUGUUGUCGGGGUUGUAAGGCUUUCAACCGUAGUGGGGGGAUUCACAUUGUCGCUCUCCGUGAUGCCAUGUCCAAAGUUCCCGCUUUCAUAUUUGACUCGCCAGCCAACGCUCUGGCCUUCGCUCAAAAGGUGCCGACCCUUCAGGGCGAGUUAAAGCGGCUUGCCGAAUCUACUAGUCGCCGAAUCCAGCUUCUGUCCGUAACUCCGACCGUAGUUGGCUCUGCAACGCAUGUGCAUUUCAAUUACAACUGUGGCGACGCUACCGGUCAGAAUAUGGCCACCAUCGCAACUCAUCGAGCCUGCCACGAGCUGCUUCUGGACACCCCUCUCUGUGAGGAUCUGAAGAUUCGGGGCUUUCAGUUCGAAGCAGGAAUGUCCGGGGAAAAGAAAGCCGGCUGGUCACAUGUGCAGGAACCACGCGGCGUCGAGGCCAUGGCAUGGGGGAUGAUCAGCAACGAGGUGGCCGAGGAGGUGCUAGGAUGCUCGACCGAGUCCAUCUACCAGGCUCUGAACCGUGCUCAGGCUGGGGCCGUGCGAGCAGGCGAAUUCGGUUAUGCAGCCAAUGCAAUGAACAUCGCGACUGCUAUCUUCAUCGCUACGGGGCAGGACGUUACCAGCAUCGCCGAAUCAUGCUGGAGCCAGCUCACCCCAGAAUACAACUAUGAGACCAGAGUUCUGACGGUGUCACUAUAUAUUCCGUCCCUUCCGGUGGGAGUAGUUGGUGGAGGCACACACCUGGGUCCUCAGCGUGAGGCGCUUGAAAUUAUGAAGUGCAGUGGACCCGGGAAGAAGCGUCGCCUUGCUGCACUGAUCACUGCAUUUGCGUUGGCAUUGGACCCUAGCACCACAGGGGCUGUAGCUAACGAUACAUUGUCUGAAGCUCCUGCAAGGCUUCGCAGGAAGCCUGCUGAUGCCUCUGCAAAGAUUUAG